This is a messenger RNA of Pomacea canaliculata, 8534 nucleotides long. RefSeq names its product cytospin-A-like. Gene Ontology annotation, biological process: actin cytoskeleton organization. Lineage: Eukaryota; Metazoa; Mollusca; Gastropoda; Architaenioglossa; Ampullariidae. The record is from RefSeq and is a predicted model, not a curated record. Gene Ontology annotation, cellular component: microtubule organizing center; filamentous actin. The coding region runs from base 1753 to 5274 and encodes 1173 amino acids. Gene Ontology annotation, molecular function: protein binding. The transcript is spliced from 18 exons.
AAUGACAACAAAGCUUACACUUCGCAGGUGUUCGCGUGACUGUGCAAGUAUUCAUGUCGUCAACUCCACACUUAUUUUCUAUUUUCUUUAACGAGCUGUUCAUCACCUCUCAGCCAUGAGACGAAAGAUGAGUAGGUUUCUGCUGCUAAAGAGGUCACGUGAUGAAGAGGUGUGAUAGUGGGGCUUGGAUUCCGAUAUCGUAAGGUAGAUUUUGUUUGUUUGUUGAAGGACGUCGAGUGAACAAGCUUGUUUUGCCUUCUCUUCCUCUCGUGUUCCGGACAUUCACACCACUCCUAGCCAUUGCUGUGCGGGACGAUUGUUCUCCCCGCAAAUCCUGACUCGCGGCCGCUCGCGAUGGCCGGCUCCGUGCGCGUGUCGCCACCGUCAUCACCACCAGCUUCCGCUGACGAUGUAGUGAUGCUGCUCGCUCCCUGCGGCGGGUCAAGGGCAGGAGAUGCAGAGAGAAGGCGACUGGCGCGAGGUGCAGUAGGUAUGUGCGACGUGUGACCGACAGAAGGUCGGGAGGGGCUGGCUGCUGGUGUUCGGACGCCAAGUCAUCGGCCAGCUCUCGCUCUCCUUUCGCCUCGGGUCGCCAUGGGUUUACUUAUGGGUUUUUCCUUGUUACACUUUUGUGAUCACUCAACACUGUGUGUGAAAGGACGCACGUAGCUACUGGGGACAGUUUCACUAUCCUUUACCUGCAACUUGAUGUUGGUGUUCUCUACUGGAGGUGUGGGUGUAAACAUCUGAGGCCUGAGGUUGUUUCAGGACCAGGAGGUGGUGAUGGCGGUGGAGAUUUGAGAAACACUGAAACAGAGGCGGCUCAAGAGGGUGCUUGCACACUGACCAGGCCACCCUGAAUGGAGUGACUGGUCAAGGGUGAAGCAGCGGGCGGCUGCUGGUCACUGUGUUUGGUAGUUUGCUGCGGAGAUUGAGACUUGACCCCUCCUCCCCUAGAAGGUACGCUCUCGUGCUUUUGGCGAGCGUGGGUGCGAGUAUAACGACAAUCGGGGAAAAUCUCUCUUCCUUUCCAUCCCCCACCCACAACCCAAGUCUCGCAGUCACCGGUGGUGGCCACCCGACCGUUACAACGCAGCCAGUCGUUGUGGGAGGGACGCGCGGCUGUUGUUAUGUGUACUCGUGCGUUCCCACCGAUUAUUCCCACCCACCCCACCCCACCUCCCUAAUCUGUGCCUCCAGCCAGCGCUAACGGCAGAUGGAGUGUCGAAUGGAACAAGCUCGUGUUAGGAGGAAGACUGGAAAAGGGAAGAAGAGAACCCGGGGGGUCAGACCCAGACAAAGCCUUCUCAGCUGAGCGGCGCAAGUUCUACUCGGCCCAUUUUGUGCCCGUCGUCAGCAGUCACGAUGUGAGUAAGUUGAUACUCGGGAAAGCACAAGAUCCACCCUCUCCCCACCACCACCACCCACAGCAACUUUCACCUGGAUUUGGAUGUAUUUAGCAGAGAAAUUGCUGUUUCCCACGUGCCGUCGCGGAGAGGGAGGACAAGCAACUUUGCCCCGUUCGUUGGCCUCGCGACUUUAUAAACGGCGGGCAAAGGUGAAAGUGUGUUUUUUCUUUACAAAUAGAAGCCGGCCUGUUGACACUGGAUUUGGUGGUAAAAGAUCAAGCAGCAGCGGGCUGUGUUGACUGUGGUGCACGCUCAGCGCCGCUGGGCUCCAGGUGGCCGGGGACAAUGAGCAGAAGAAUGGAGACAGCCUUCGGUGCUGCAGCAGAUUUCCUCCAUCGACGGAAUGAAGAAACAAGAGAAAGGGGAAAUGGACAAGGGUGGGGGCGCCACUGUUCCACCUGCCCAUAAAGCUAAUAAAUUAUCAUCAGCAUCAUCGUCGUCAAGUUCUUCUGCAACAACUACACCCUCGACUCCAACAGCAUCAAAGCCUGUGCCAUCUAUCAUGGGGAUGAAACAGUCUAAGUCUGAUCACUCUGGACUUUCAGGCAAGGGAAGCAAAUCUGGACAUGUGACUGCAAACAAAAAGUAUAUGAGUAAAAGCCAUGAAAGUCUUUCAUCGGGAUCCAAGAAAAAGCUCACCGUUGUGAAAGAGGAUGAGACUGUAACAACUGCAGGAACAAUGGACAAAAAUAUAUCUAUCAACAGAUCAAUGUCAUCAGAGAGAGAACCCUCUAGUGGAGAUACUAUUAGUGUGUCCGAGUCUGUCAGGUCUGCCCCUGUGUGUGUGCCAGAAAAGAACAAAGAAAACCAGGUGCUAAAAGAAAAGGAGAAGAAUGCAGGGUUUGCAAAGCUGAAACCUGUGAAGCCUAACUCCUUGACAACUAUACGCAAGGCCUCUAGUACACAGUCCAUUGACUGUGGCAGCAACACUUCUGGUAGUGUCAAGUCUAUACACUCCAACAGAUCAUCGGCAUCUCAGAACUCCAUGAAGAGGGCUCAGAGCAGCCAGAAUGUCAGCAAAGACAAACUGUUACGGAAGCGAACGUCAGCACCUGCAGAUGUAAUGGCUUACAAUGCAGAGCUGUUGGCCAACUUUGAGAAGGAGAAAAAGACCUUGGAAGCACGUAUCUCAGAACUGACCAAGAUCACCGAAGGCAGAAAGGCAGAGAUAGAGAAAUACAAGUAUGAGAUCAAACGACUCAAAGACGUUGCAUCUGUUAACAACGGGUCAGUCAUCCUGGAGGAACUGGAGCAGCUGAAGCACCAGAACAAACACCUGACUGAUCGGCUCAAGGAGCUGGGCUUUCCUGUCGAGCAAGUGACUGACACAGAAAAGCUGAUCAUGAAGAUCGGCUCUGGGUCUGUGAAGUCAGUUGGCAGGAGCGGAGAUAGUGUGGGAGCCUCAGACUGUUUGAUACACGCUAGUAUCAGUUGUGAUAGUCUGUCGACUGAAGGGGCAAAAGCUCUUCCAUUGGCAGCAGUGGAUAACCGUGUGAACAUAGCCAAACAUGGAUCUUUGCAACGCUCAGCUUCCUUGACGAACUCUGAACCAGGGGUAUCUCUAGCUGACCUCUGUGGCACUCCUGAACAUCCUUCCGUCCUUUCGAUGGAUCCAACUAACUGGGACAAACAGAGCAACAAGAGCUGCAACAGCGAUGUCCUGAGUGAGAUUUCAGUGGCUUGUCUGACGGAGCGCAUCCUGCAAAUGGAAGAGACCAACUAUAGUACAACUGAAGAACUUCAGGCAACUCUUCAAGAGUUGGGAGAUCUCCAGGAUGCUGUGAAUGAGCUGACUGAGGAGAAUGGGCGGCUUUCAGAUGAGAAGACUGUUCUACUAGAGUCCCUGUGCACCCAGACAGAAAAACUCGAGAAUGCACGCAGACAGGUGGAACAGCUGAAGAGUCUUCUCAUUUCCGGAAACCUUCCAGACAAGUCUGAACGUGAAUCCCACUUGCUACAGCUGUUGAAAAGUGCACAAGAAGAGCGUGAAGAGCUGCUGCGUAAGCAGACAGAAUGGUCCAAUGCACUGCAUUCACUGGAGACUGAGUGCAAAGAGUACCAAGAGAUGUUGGAGUCUGCGAGAGAUAAGUUACAGCUGGCGGAAGACCGAGCGAAUUCCAUCAAGUUGGAGAGGGAUGCUAACGAGAGGCUGGUCACCGAACUUCGGGAAACUGUUUCAUCUGAUCAAAUAGAAAUGGCGUGUCUGAAGACACUUUUGGAGAGUGAGCGCUGCAAGAUGUCUGAACUAGAGAAAUGCCGACAAGCACAAGACCAAUCAGAGUUUGAAGCACUGCUUGAUCAAACCCGCCAAGAGAAGGCCCGUGGUGAGCAGCGGCUGGCCAACAUGCAGGAGUCACUAGCCCUGUCCCAGUGUGAGCUGACGCGUGUGAAAGAUGUGCUGGCUACUAGGGAAGAAGAACUUAAGGUCACAAGAAACAAUGCCAAGACAGAGGUGACAUCCCUCCAGUUGCAGCUGGACAAGAGUGAAAAGGAAAGACUGGAGAACCUUCAGCAGCUGGACACACUCCAUGAGCACAUAGACCAGCUUCAGCAAGACUGUGACAAUUACCUUGAUGAGAAGAAAACAUUUACCACACAGCUUCAGGAACUGAAUGCAGAGCUGCACGCGUUACGUGUGCAAAAGUCCAAGCUGGAAAAUGAGUUGUCAGAUGUGUUAUCUCGACAUGCUUCCGAGUUUGAAGAAUGGCAGCAGUUCCAAAAGGAUCUACAAGUAGCUGUUGUCAUCGCAAACAAUUUCAGAGCUGAAACCCAAGAAAGCAUGGAGAAGAUCUCAGAAGACAAUAUGAAGCUGAAAGAACAGUGCUUGAACCAGCAACUGGAGCUAGACAGACUUCACAUGGAGCUGCAAAGCCUGCGAGCAUCCCGCUCAUACGAAGACGCCCGCAGCCCUGCACGUUCCUCGGUCAUCCUCAGUAACAACGAGCUUAGAGGCAAGGUAGCAGGAUGCAUGCCAGACAGGGAGUUGGCAGCUCUUCGAGAUGGUCGUCGCCAGGAUCAACGCAGUCAGUCUCUGUCUGUCAAGGCCCUCAUAAAGUCCAUAGAGGAGCAGCGCAAGAGCGGCUGUUCUUCUAUGCACUCUAGUCACACUGGCUCACGCCGUAACUCCACAGAUACAGAAACUUCUUUUAUUGCAUAUCAGGAUCUUCUCAAGUCACCCACUUCCCCUUCUGCCCCAUCAAGUCCAGCUUCACCAACUAAAGACUUUCGAACUGUGGGAUCUUUUACCAAGAGCCCAGCAGAGAAGGCGUCUUUGCAGCCUCGCAGUUCAGGAACUUGCCUGGCACCUGUGGCUGAAACUCCUCCACCAAAGGUUGCUUGGCAAGACGUAGAGGCUGCAGCCCCAAAAGUUACUUCACAGCUUUCGUCUAUUUUGAAGGAUCGUAAUAGUUCUCGCAGAAACAGCAAUAUUAAUGAAGUGGACAAGAAGGACAGCUCUGGCAAAGAUCCACUUUCCAGUCUGGCCAAACAGAUGGGAGGAUCAAAGCGCAAUGCUCUGCUUAAGUGGUGCCAGCAGAAGACAUUAGCAUACAGUGGAGUGGACAUCACAAACUUCAGCAGCAGUUGGAAUGACGGGCUGGCCUUUUGUGCUCUUCUGCACAGUUAUCUCCCUGACAAAGUUCUGUACUCUACAUUGAACUCUGAUGACAAGCGAAAGAAUUUCACUUUAGCAUUCUCAGCCGCAGAAAGUGUAGGCAUUCCAACCAGUCUGAGCCUGAAUGAAAUGGUUGCCAUGGAGAGACCCGACUGGCAGGCUGUCAUGGCAUAUGUUACAAACAUUUACAAACACUUCGAAGUGGACAGCAAGCAGGCACAAGGCUCCUCUCCUUCUCCCUCUGCGUUAUAGCAUCACUUACACUUUGGUGCAGUGAUUGUCAGAAAAGAAGUGCUGCAAGCUUUCCACCUCGUGGCUUGUUCCAUACAGUGUGUGCAUUUUUUUCUGCAGCAGCCAAGGUCUCCCUCCUGUCACAAAGUCUAGCGAUUGCAAAAUCAGAUGGCAAGUCUAUCCUAGCACUAAAGUCUGCAGAUUGCUCCUGCUAAUGCUUUGGUACAAGCAUACCUGUGCUUUUUUGGGGGGUUCUAUGUACAGGGUGUACUUUACUGAGUCGGUCAGCUACUGAUGCAUCAUUGGGAUGGAAUUCACAAGCACAGCUUCAUCUCAGGCUAGGAGGGAGUGUUCCUACUGACUGUUCAUAGCCUGACGAGGUACUAUAGGAAUGUGACUGAAUUUUAGACAGAGAGAUGCUGAGUUUGGUAUAAAUGCAUUUGUGUUUGAAUGCUUGCAUUUCGUUGCAUACAGUUUGUCAGAAAAUCACACGAAGAAAUAUUGGCUGAAGUUAAUGGAAUGACAGCUCAUCUGCAGCAUAGUGUAACUGUGCUUGUCUGGAUAAAGCUGUUAUUGAUCUCAGUGUUGAAACAAUGUAUUUUGGGAUGACUGUAUUUUUAUUUCCAUUGUGCCCACAGCAUUACUUAUUACUAAUGUGAACGAAGGAAGCUGUUUGGCCAACAGUUUACAGUGUUCAGGAAGAUCUUCAUGUAGACGUCUAAAUGGUGGCCACUGCUUUUUGUUUGCCAAUCAAUGUGUAUGGUGGACCACUCCUUGAAAUUAACCGUUUUUGAAUAUCCCUUUAUCACUUUCCAUCACAGUAAAAGAAGUGAGUGUUGCAAGUUCUGUCAUAUUGUUUGUUGCAGUGUUUUUCAUUUUUAGAUUUCCUACUGUUGUAAAUUCCAUAAAUACCGUUGGCAAAGAAUUUAAAAAAUUUUCCAGUGUGAUUAUUGCCUCCAGUAAAUUAUUCUGUUCAUCAAAUUUUUCUUGAAUUGGCUUGAAGGAGGUAUUCUAAUCAGGAAAUGAAGAUUUGUUAGCUCAUUGUCGUCAGAUGGUUAGUAAUUUUACACUUCCACAGAGAUACGUUACAUGAUGCAUGAAUCGACACAGAAGCUGUCAUACCAGUUAGAAAACAUACAUCAAGGUUGCUUUGUCAAACUAGUACAGGGCUAGCACAAACUAUCAUACAAUAGGUAGUCUCAGCAGAAAUAAAAUGGGAUGUAACAGAAGCAUUAGUGAAAAUUUUGUGCUGCAAAAUGCCAGUUAUUUGUUGUUAGUGUAACGCAGAAUUGUGCAUGGAGCACUGAAGUAAAACAUGAGACAUGAUUUUUGACUCCGCAUGAAGUUGUCAUGCAGCAUGUGUCCAGAGGUUUGUGAUGUCCAGCUUGCAGACUGGAGGACAUCUUCAUGAAACCAGUAUGGACCCUCUGUGUCAGCUACCUUGAUGAUCCUAGAUACCAUACCAGCCAGCUCUGGAACACAGUGCUUUUUCUGGUAUUGCAUGACAAGUUUUAAAAAAAAUCAAGUUGUGUCUGUGUGGUGGUGGUGUGAAGAAUUUUCAGCUUAAAAAUUACUAGUGAAAGUAGACUUCACAUAGCUCCAGGAACAGAUGUGGCCAGGGGUUUUGUGUGGUUCACCUGCACUUCGUACUACUUGCUAGAAAUAUAUGAUGCAUUGGAAAAAAACAAAACCAAACUGUUAAAGCAGUCUGAGGUUCUCCUGAAGUGAGUGAUGUUUUUUGACAAAGCUGAACACAAGGGAAGUAGUACAUUAAGUUGUGAUGGUGAAAUAUAUGGAAACAUAGUUAAGAUGGUUGAGUGUAUAAAAGCUAAAUGUCAGUCUCUUUGUGCUCAUGGUCCUGUUGUUUCAGGUGUUCAUUGUUUUUAAAUCAUUGGAUUGAUACAUGUUACUGCAAAACAGCAGGCCUCUCAAACAUUAUCAGUUGAAGGCUGCAAGCAUUUACUAUGUAAUGUCCUUUUUUGACAGAAGAGAAUAGUAGACAAAGACAUUGGCAGUAGAUAGCCAAGUGGCUAUCAUUUCAUUACCCUUGUGGUAGCAUACCUUCCUCUAGCUGAGCCAGUAGUGGCUGACACACUGGUUGGUUUCAUAACCCUGUGGUAGCAUUCCUUCCUAAAGUUGAGCCAGCCAUGGAAAUGGUGCCCUGGCCCUUACAGAAGGUAGGAGUAGGGAAGAGAUGGGCACCACUCUUACCAAAAGCUGGGCAUGAGAAACUGGUGUUUAAAAACUCUCUCUCCAAUACAAAGCGUUAGCAGACUACUGUUUUUUUAAAGACAAAAAUAAUGUUAUUACAGUGCUGUCUAUAACAUCUGUGCACAGUGUAGCAUAUCACAUUGCUAGUCAUUGCCAGUUGGUUGCAGCACGUUGCCCAGUAUGAAAUGCAUUUCCACAUUGUUUUGUCCCAGAUUUUAAAUCUUCAUUUUUGCUAAAAUAUAUUGCAGCCAUAUGUGGUGCUAAUUGGUUUGUUCUUAACUGAGAUAAGUAUGAAUUUGUUAAGAUUCACUGGCAAAACUGUAUUGAACACUUGAUCACCAGUUCACCUCAAGUGUUUUCGUUCAUUGUUUUUUUUUUUUUUCUUUCUCAGAGUAUUGUAACUGUAUUUUUAUUUUCUUAUUAGAAAUUCUGUACAUAAUAAAGCUGCAAUUGCCAGCUGUGAAAAUAAUUUUGAUCUUGAUGAAAUUAGAAAUUAGCAUAGCUAUCCUACCAUACAUCUUGCCUAAAACAAAUUUGUAACAAAGCAGAGCAGAGAUCUUGUAGAGAGUGACAAGUGUAGACUGUAAAUAGGUUGGCCUGACAGAUUACAGCACCUAGUGCUGCAGAAGGCAUAGUGCUGGCAAAUGCAUCAGUCUCGAUGGCAAGCCAAGGGCUACAGUGCAAACUGUGAUUCUGUAACAAGUUGGAUUUGUUAGUAUUGUAAGAUACUGUCAUUUCAAAAAUGUUACAGCACUGUGACCGUCUGGCAUUAUUUAAAAAAUAUAUACAUAUAGCUGGUCCACAUGCUACCCUGAACGCUUGCCUACCCAGCAAGCAACAACCUCCAGCAUAUUGACUGCUGCUUUUAGUUAGCUGUCCAUUUUUGCAUUGCAUUACAGUGGGCACAAGAUUCAGCUGUCUGUGCAUUUUAAGAAAGCCUGUGUGCAGGUGAGUGUAAUAGUUUUGGUGCAAUACUUUGUGAAUGUAUCUGCUGCGCUGCAAGGUUAAUCUUGUAUUCAUUCCUGCUCAAAAAUGUCUAUUAACAGGAUGGAAAUAAAGCUUAAAGUUUA